AUGGUCUCCAAUUCGUCGCCCUUUUCAAAGACGUAUGUGAAUUCACCGUUGAAUGCUGCCUGUGAACAAGGUUAUACGAAUAUAGUAAAACUUUUAUUAGAGAACAAUGCAGACGUCUUUCAGUAUGAUAACGAUGGAAAAUCUCCAUUACAUGUUGCAUGUGUCGGAAAACACAGAGACAUAGUUAAACUCUUAAUUGAGAAAAAAGCUAACGUUUCUCAAUAUAAUAGCUAUGGAGUUUCACCGUUGUAUCUUGCUUGUAGAGAAGGUGAUGCGGAAAUAGUAAAACUUUUACUUGAAAACGGAGCAGAUCCCUUACAAUGUUUUAAGUCUAAAAACCAAUCACCGUUGUAUAUUGCUUGUGAAAGACGACAAACUGAAAUAGUCAAGAUUUUGUUAGAAUACAAUGCUGAUGUGUUGGAGUGCAACCUAAAUGGGGAAUCGCCUUUAUAUGUUGCCUGUAAAGAAGGAUGCGUAUGGAAAAGAUGGCCAACAGAUACCAGAGAAAUUAUUGUAGAAACCCUAAUUAAGUAUAAUGCUAAUGUCAACCAGUGUGAUUUAAACGGGCGGUCGCCUUUGUAUAUAGCAUGUGAACGAGGAAAUUUUCAUGUAGCACAACUGUUGUUAGAGAACAAAGCUGAAGUCUAUCAAUAUGACAAAGAUGGUAUAUCUCCAUUUUAUAUGGCUUGCAAAGGCGGACACACACGAAUAGUGAAACUCUUACUAGAGCUCAAUGCUGAUAUUUUACAUUCUAAUAAUUUUAAACAAUCGCCGUUUUUUAUAGCUUGCAAGGAAGGGCGUAUACAGAUCGUGGAAAUUCUUUUGGAGAAUAAAAUUGGUGUCUGCCAGAAUGACGACGAAGAUAGAUCCCCUUUCCUUAUGGCAUGUGAAAAUGGGCACACUGAUAUAGUUGAACUAUUAAUACAAAACAACGCAGACAUUUCUCAUUGUAAUAUGUAUGGACAAUCCCCUUUUCUGAUGGCAUGUAAAGGAGGAUAUGCAGACAUUGUGCAAAUUCUACUUAUGAAAAAUAUUAGAGUUUCACAAUGCGAUGUGACUGGGCUAUCUCCAUUACUUAUGGCAUGCAAAAUGGGGCAUUAUGAUGUUGUUGAACUAUUGAUAAAAAACAAUGCUAAUAUCAAUCAGUGUGAAAGAACAGUUGGAUGGUCGCCUUUGCAUUAUGCUUCUUUUGGUGGACAUACAGAUAUUACUGAACUCUUGAUUAAAAACAACGCAAAUAAGGAGAUAUAUGAUGACGAGGGGUUAACGCCAGAGGAUGUGUUUGACCAAGAAUUUGCUGAUCCGUAUUACGAAAAUAUAAAUAUUUAG
Messenger RNA from Mytilus trossulus (common blue mussel), 1329 nucleotides. Its product is annotated as ankyrin repeat domain-containing protein 50-like. Bases 1 to 1329 code for a protein of 442 amino acids. Lineage: Eukaryota; Metazoa; Mollusca; Bivalvia; Mytilida; Mytilidae. The record is from RefSeq and is a predicted model, not a curated record. The transcript has a single exon. Gene Ontology annotation, molecular function: protein binding.